AUGGCUCAGCAGGAAGGCGGGUGGCCUCUGGGGCUGCAACCAUUGAAUGCCAGAGUUGGGGUUGUGAGGAAUCGCGGGUGCUCCGGAUCAGCCUCGUUCAGCACGCUCCUCACCGGUUCUCCCAGUGACACUUCUUCAGAUCCUGAUACAGAAUCAACCGGGUCCUUCCAUGACAAAAGCAUCACACUCGGGAGCCUAAUUGGUGCUUCUAGCAUUCUAGAACUUCCAAGACGGUCAGCAAGGAUGAGAAUUGCUGAAAGUUCUAGAGACAGAAGGAGUUACAAAUCCAAAUCCUGGUUCUUCUCUCUCUGCUCGAAGCUCAACACAGACGCUGUGACCAUCAAUGGUGCUCAAUCCCUCGGUUACUUUCUAGAAGCAGAAAGAAGGGCCGCCGGUGGUUACAGGAGAAAUAGCAACCUGACACUUUGCCGGCCCAGUUACCUCAAGCAAGAUCUUCCUGCUUCAGAUUCAAGAGCGCUGUGUGUUGGUGGACAAGUGGCUACUAACUUGGCCAUUCCCACAGGUGCAGACAGGAAGAGGAAACCGCGAAAGGUUUAUCAUGGUCCAUAG
This is a messenger RNA of Eucalyptus grandis, 570 nucleotides long. RefSeq lists its product as uncharacterized. The transcript is spliced from 4 exons. The record is from RefSeq and is a predicted model, not a curated record. Bases 1 to 570 code for a protein of 189 amino acids. NCBI's taxonomy places the organism in Eukaryota, Viridiplantae, Streptophyta, Magnoliopsida, Myrtales, Myrtaceae.